Messenger RNA from Zasmidium cellare ATCC 36951, 555 nucleotides. RefSeq lists its product as uncharacterized. Gene Ontology annotation, biological process: regulation of DNA-templated transcription. Gene Ontology annotation, molecular function: sequence-specific DNA binding; DNA-binding transcription factor activity. Lineage: Eukaryota; Fungi; Ascomycota; Dothideomycetes; Mycosphaerellales; Mycosphaerellaceae. The coding region runs from base 1 to 555 and encodes 184 amino acids. The transcript has a single exon. The record is from RefSeq and is a predicted model, not a curated record.
AUGGCGACUCCAGGCACCGAUCUGGACCAUACCGCUCGUGCCUGCAUCAGCUCCGCCUCGGACCUUUCGUUACAAGGACAGGCCGAUCGCGACGCCAUCCGCAUUGCCCGCAAGCCACUGAAGGACGACAUCCAGAAGUGCAUUGCUCCUCACCGCCACGACGAGCCGCCGCCUUUCUUUUACGCAGAGCUUGUUGUUAUGGCUAUCAUCAGCCACGACACAGAAGACUGUGACAUCGAGUGGACUUCUCUUGAAAAUAUUCUCGAAUGGAUUUUGGAAACAUUUCCGUUCUACAAGAAAGGUGUAGCAGACGGGAUACUGAAGGCGAUCUAUUCGAAGAGGGAUUUCCAGGAAUUCGGACCAUACCAGUGCCUUAAUAUCAUCAACUCCAGCUUCAUGGACCUCUUCGAGGACUACCAAGUUCCACUCACUUACGCGGAAGGCAUGUGGACCGUUGAUGUCAGAGACGCUCGGUCAUUUCUUCACCGGUGGAUUGAGCCUCAGCAGGAUCGCAAAGGCGUGUUUCGUUUUCUGAAUCUACCAGCAGAGCUUUGA